CUUGAACAAAUCGACGCAGAGCUCCAGACAUGUACCGAUCUUCAGCGCAGAAAUAUUUUGAUGGAUUCACGGGCUGAUUUGAUCGAACUUAUCACACUUUUAUCAGGUAUGCUGUUCAGUUUGCAUCUGUACACAAUUGUUUCAGAAACUGACACAGCAGAGGUAUGCGAUGAACCUUCGUCAAGUGGUGAGCUGCAAGAUUCUGGUGAACUGAUUGGCAUGCAUUGCCUUGCCCCGUACAAACGUCUCGUUGACCAGGCAGUUCGCUUUCACGAUGCUGUAAUUUUAGAUUUUGUGGAGAAUUCCGAUUCAGAUGAUAGCACUAUUAAGGUAAAAGUACUUUAUGGCCAUCCAAUGGAAAUGGCAAUGAAACCAUGCGAAUAUUUUUUAGACGAUCGCUGUACCUAUGGCGAUGAAUGUCUUGUACUCGUACAAAGUGAAAACAAGCUAUGGAGCAGUGCUCGCGUUGUUGCAGUGGAUGAUAUGAAAGUUGCUGUUCGAUCGCUAACAACAGGAAAGGAAAUUGGCGUGGAUCGCAAUAAAAUUUUCCCGGUUCCUGACUCAGUUUUUAACGAUAGCGAAGGAAUUGGCGAUAUUGGUCACUGGGAGAAGCACACUCGUGGAAUUGGCAUGAAACUGUUGUUGAAGAUGGGCUAUCGUGCUGGUGAAGGUCUUGGCCGAAAAUCAGAUGGAAUCGUGCAAGCUAUACAGCCAGUGCUUUUCCCAAAAAGUAUACUAUCAAUUGCAGUUAUUGAUGGGAUCAAAAAACGUCAGAAGCGCGUGAAGCAAACUGUUGCAAAACAGCUAAGGGACGAAACGCAAACACCAACCGAUUUGUUCGACUUACUGAAUGUUAAGCUGAACAGAGAUCACGCCGAAGCUUCAAAUACAGCGGAAUGCAAAGAGGAAAAAUCACUACAGAAUUGUUCGUCAAAAGGACUUAGUGUCCGAGCUUUGAAUUUAGAGAAGGAAUUGAAAGAGCUGAUGGCCAAAAAACGCAAACUUCGUGAAGGUAUUGUGCGAAAUCAACGUGAUCGACCUACUGCUAGGAAACUGGAGGAAAGUCUUUCGAAAUGUCAGGAUGAAAUACAGCGGCUGGUUAACAGACAGCAAAAACUCACUGCUGAGAUUGAUAAUCGGAAAAAGAAGAAAGACAUCUUCUAA
Molecule: messenger RNA, 1164 nt
Organism: Gongylonema pulchrum
Lineage: Eukaryota; Metazoa; Nematoda; Chromadorea; Rhabditida; Gongylonematidae
Source: the annotation of a GenBank genome assembly